This is a messenger RNA of Cylicostephanus goldi, 225 nucleotides long. The record is from the annotation of a GenBank genome assembly. NCBI's taxonomy places the organism in Eukaryota, Metazoa, Nematoda, Chromadorea, Rhabditida, Strongylidae.
AUGAAGACGGCUCUAGUGGAAUUGGACGACUUCUCUUCUGGCACAUCAUCUCGGAGCACAAAGCUAAUACACGGAGGUGUCAGAUAUUUGCAAGCAGCUAUAAUGAAAGCUGAUAGAGAACAAUAUCGCAUGGUCAAGGAGGCACUAUUCGAACGUGCAAAUCUUCUGCAGAUAGCACCGCAUUUGAGUGAACCAAUGCCAAUAUUGCUACCAGUAUACAAGUAA